This is a messenger RNA of Cylicocyclus nassatus, 438 nucleotides long. The record is from the annotation of a GenBank genome assembly. Lineage: Eukaryota; Metazoa; Nematoda; Chromadorea; Rhabditida; Strongylidae.
GUAGCUGGUCAUUUAGCGAAUGCCAUUCUACUUCCGCGUUGUCUUGAACCAAUAGAACCUGGACCAUGCAAAGGCUUUGAGAUACGCUAUGGAUAUGAUAAAGCAGCCGAGAAGUGCACACGUUUUGCUUACGGUGGGUGCGGCGGAAAUUCAAACAAUUUCGAUAGCCGAGAACGUUGUGAGAAGAUGUGUGUCGAAUCGAAAAAUAUUCUGCAAAAUCCGUCUGUUGCAUACGAUCCACUCGUUUCCAACGCCAGAUGCCUUUUACCGAUAAGGUCCGGAAGCUGUACCAGGUAUCAGGGAAGAUAUGGAUUCGAUGUCCGUAAAGAGGAGUGCACAUUUUUUAUGUAUGGAGGAUGCGGUGGUAACGCGAAUAGAUUCCUAUCAAGAGAAGAGUGCGAGCAAGCGUGUCUUGCGAAAUUUACUUUAAUUAGAACG